AAAGUGGAAACCAACAUAUACCAAGAUAUUUUGCAAGAAGUAGCAACUUCUUUGCUACAAACGUAUUUCUGCUUCUCUUCUACCUCUCUUUAUGAACAUGGAGGAAAUAUGUGGAAAAAAACCUGGUACUACUAUUUAUGUAUACAAUGAUUACACAUACAACAAAGAUUCUCGUAAUCCAAAUAUUCUACGAUGUAAUACUCGUCGAUCUUCAAAAUGUUCUGGCACUCUUAAAAUUGAUAAUAAUGGUGAAGUACGUUUAGUCCAAGAUCAUACUCAUAUUCAAACAAAAUGGAAAGUAACACAAUUUACAAUGAAGCAAGAAAUGUUGCAACUUUGUCGAGAUACAGCUUCACCAUUGAAAGAAAUAUUUGAUAAUGUCUGCAGAAAAUAUCCUGAAAUAGCUGCAACAUUAUCGUAUACAACAUUAAAACCUACAUUGUACCGUGAAAGAAUCAAACUUCGCCCAAGUUUACCAAAAGAUAUGGAGACUCUUAUUGCAAAUGUAUCAACAUAUGAACCUCUUGAAAGAUUUUACAAAGGAAAUGUGACCUGUAGAGAUGGGAAAAAAGCAUUAAUAUUUUCAAGUAAUGAGCUGUUACAAGAAUUACAAACAUCAACAGAACUUUACGUGGAUGGCACUUUUAAUAUUGUUUCACGUGUACCAAUGAUGAGCCAAAUGUAUACACUACAUAUCCGACAUAUGAAUGUAGCAAAUACUUUUCAAUAAAUAAAGACAAAAAGCAUGGAAAAGGUAUUGCUACAAUCUUUAUUUUGAGUGAAAGUCGUUCUAGUAAUAUGUAUAGAGCGAUUUGGAAUAAA
Molecule: messenger RNA, 822 nt
Organism: Temnothorax curvispinosus
Lineage: Eukaryota; Metazoa; Arthropoda; Insecta; Hymenoptera; Formicidae
Exons: 6
Coding region: 92-730 (212 amino acids)
Source: RefSeq, a predicted model, not a curated record